GAGUUGACCAAGUUGGCAUUCACGAAACGGACGGACGGGAAUAAGGAAGAGGUUGUCUGCGGCCGUGCGCAAUCCACCUCCGGGACGUUCUCUCGUCCCCACACGUGUCAAUCUAUACUACCGCAGUCGUCUCGGCCCUUCUUCGCUCGUCUCCAUCCCCGCAUCUCCUAUUUAUAUAUACAUCACGUCCCCUCGUUCGCCAACCUUUACUCCUUUCAAACCCCGCUUGCCCCAUCUCCUCUUCCUGUCAUAUCUUUUCCUUUUGUUGGUCGUCGUUGUCUUUCCUUCCGCGUUCUAUAUCGAAGAGCAUAUAUAUCAGAAAGGGGUCGAUGAGGGAGGGAGGCGGCAGCAGCGGUGGGAGUGGGCACAGCGCCGCCAUGUACGCCGACAGGCCCAUGCCGCACUCUGACCAGCUCAUGCACCAGUCCUCCGCGGAUGAGGACUCCUUCAUGCGACACAGCAGCUCCUCCACCACGGCCAGCUCUGGGUUCUACUCCGACUACCCCAUGGCCAUGAGCGGCGAGAGCUCCCCUUUCAUCAUGUCCCCUUGGCACCAGUCCUCCCCCCACCCGGCCAACGACCCCGCCUUCGCGGAUGCCGCCGCUGGGCUCCCCUUCACUGGCCUCAUCAGCUCCCUGGUGCGCGAGGAGGGUCACAUCUACUCGCUCGCUGCCAUUGGCGACCUCCUGUACACCGGAUCUGACAGCAAGAAUAUCCGGGUGUGGAAGAACCAGAAGGACUUCGCCGGGUUCAAGUCCAGCAGCGGGCUCGUCAAGGCCAUCGUCAUCGCGGCGGAUCGCAUCUUCACCGGCCACCAGGACGGCAAGAUCCGGGUAUGGAGGGUGUCCCCCAAGAGCGCCGCCGUACACAAGCGUAUUGGGAGCCUCCCCAGGCUCAAGGACGUCAUCCGGAGCUCGCUGAAGCCGUCCAACUACGUCGAGGUCCGUCGCCAUCGCAGCGCCCUCUGGAUUCGCCACUCCGACGCCAUAUCGUGCCUUUGCCUCGACGAGGACCAGGGGCUCCUCUACUCGAGCUCCUGGGACAAGACCUUUAAGGUGUGGCGAAUAUCUGACUCGAGGUGCCUGGAGUCUGUCAUCGCCCAUGACGACGCUGUCAACUCGGUUGUGACCGCCUUCGGCGGGCUCGUCUUUACCGGCUCCGCCGACGGCACCGUCAAGGUGUGGCGACGGGAGCUGCAGGUGAAGAGCACCAAGCACUCGCCGGUGCAGACGCUGCUCAAGCAGGAGUCCGCUGUGACCUCGCUCGCGGUCAGCCCGACAGCGCCUAUCCUCUACUGCGGCUCCUCCGACGGGAUCAUCAAUUUCUGGGAGGGAGAAGGGCAACUCUCCCACGGCGGAGUGCUCCGAGGCCACAAAAUGGCAGUGCUCUGCCUCGCCGCGGCCGGAAGCCUCCUGCUGAGCGGCUCCGCUGACAAGAAUAUCUGCGUGUGGCGGCGCGAGGGCACGGUGCACAACUGCCUCUCGGUGCUCAGCGGCCACUCGGGACCAGUCAAGUGCCUCGCGAUAGUCACGGACACCGGCGGCGAGGAGGGGGGCCGCGGCGGCGCCGCCGCGAGUUGGAUCGUGUACAGCGGCAGCCUAGACAAAUCGGUGAAGGUGUGGCGGGUGUCGGAGCAGUCACCGGAGGCGUUGCUGAGGGCGCCGCAGACGGGGGCGUACGGCGGCAGGGCGGAGUAAGCUUAUAGAAGCGUGGUGGGCCAAGACAACGAGGGGCCCAUGCCGCGAGUACAUGUUGCCGCUUGAGAUCCUUGGUGCGGCGGCGCUUACGAACACCACCAGCGAGGUCUGCCGCAAAGCAGACGCUAUUCGUUAGUUCUGCCGUCGAAUCGGGGCUGAAUGAAGCGUGCGUGUCGAUCGACUUGUGAGUUGAGGAGGAAGAUAACGGGUGUUGGUGCACAUGUAGCUGAUGGCUAUGCUAAGAUUUGGUGAGAUAGAUGAUUUGUAAACAUUUCGAGGGUAAGAUUGGGAAUCCAUGGCUGAUCGGGACCUAAAAAAUGGAUUGCAUGCAAUUUCUGUUGUACUUUGAAUUAUUAUUUCUGCUUCUUU
This is a messenger RNA of Musa acuminata subsp. malaccensis (wild Malaysian banana), 2066 nucleotides long. RefSeq names its product protein JINGUBANG-like. Gene Ontology annotation, molecular function: protein binding. The record is from RefSeq and is a predicted model, not a curated record. Lineage: Eukaryota; Viridiplantae; Streptophyta; Magnoliopsida; Zingiberales; Musaceae.